UCUAGAUGAAAAAUAUGUACAUUGUACAUUGUACAAGAAAAAACGUUACAAUCAUAAUGAUAAUCCGUAUUGCAAAAAUACGUAUUUUGAUUCGUUGAUUUGAAAAAACCCGCCAGCCAAUCACGUUCGUUCUUUUCAAACACUGCGCACAGAAUUGUAUAAAUACUGCGAACGAUUCCCACUAGGUAUCAUUUGCUCAUUGUUCCAGUCUUCAAUUGACGUGUGUUCCUGUUCAAUCAUCAUUCGACAUGGCUCGUACCAAGCAAACCGCUCGUAAAUCCACCGGAGGAAAAGCCCCGAGAAAACAAUUGGCCACCAAAGCUGCCCGUAAAAGCGCACCAGCUACCGGAGGAGUGAAGAAACCUCAUCGUUAUCGUCCCGGUACGGUCGCUCUUCGUGAAAUUCGUCGUUACCAGAAAUCGACCGAACUUUUGAUCCGUAAAUUACCGUUCCAACGGUUGGUUCGUGAAAUCGCUCAAGAUUUCAAAACCGAUUUACGUUUCCAAAGCUCUGCCGUUAUGGCUUUACAAGAAGCUAGCGAAGCUUACUUGGUCGGUCUUUUCGAAGAUACCAACUUGUGCGCUAUUCACGCUAAGCGUGUAACGAUCAUGCCUAAGGAUAUCCAAUUGGCGAGAAGAAUCCGUGGAGAAAGAGCUUAAUUUAUUCAAGCGUUAAAACAAAACGGCCCUUUUCAG
Molecule: messenger RNA, 695 nt
Organism: Planococcus citri (citrus mealybug)
Lineage: Eukaryota; Metazoa; Arthropoda; Insecta; Hemiptera; Pseudococcidae
Product: histone H3
Exons: 1
Coding region: 249-659 (136 amino acids)
Cellular component (GO): nucleosome
Molecular function (GO): DNA binding; structural constituent of chromatin; protein heterodimerization activity
Source: RefSeq, a predicted model, not a curated record